Hibiscus syriacus is the source of this 840-nucleotide messenger RNA. RefSeq names its product vacuolar protein sorting-associated protein 26A-like. NCBI's taxonomy places the organism in Eukaryota, Viridiplantae, Streptophyta, Magnoliopsida, Malvales, Malvaceae. The transcript is spliced from 6 exons. Gene Ontology annotation, biological process: retrograde transport, endosome to Golgi; intracellular protein transport. Gene Ontology annotation, cellular component: retromer complex; endosome. The record is from RefSeq and is a predicted model, not a curated record. Bases 77 to 541 code for a protein of 154 amino acids.
UGAUUUUUUUUCUUUUCUCAGAUAUGUCCAGAAAGUGACAGUUAGUCGUAAUUAUGGUGGAAGCAUAGUGGAAUACAUGGACUUUAUGGUUCGCAAUUAUUCUCCACCUCCAUCAAUCAACAAUAGCAUCAAGAUGGAAGUUGGAAUUGAAGAUUGCCUGCACAUUGAGUUUGAGUACAAUAAAAGCAAGUAUCACAUGAAAGAUGUUAUUAUUGGGAAGAUAUUUUUUCUUCUUGUGAGAAUCAAGAUUAAGAAUACGGAUCUUGAGAUAAGGCAUCGAGAGUCAACAGGAUCAGGAGAAAAUACCCAUGUUGAGACAGAGACUCUAGCAAAGUUCGAGUUAAUGGAUGGUGCUCCAGUCCGAGGUGAAUCAAUUCCAAUCAGGCUGUUUCUUAGUCCAUAUGAACUGACUCCAACAUAUCACAACAUUAACAUCAAAUUCAGUGUGAAGUAUUACUUGAAUCUUGUUCUGGUGGAUGAAGAGGACCGCCGAUACUUCAAACAACAGGAAAUUACGAUAUACAGGCAGCAGGAUUCCUGAUUAUGUAAACUUGGAAUUCCAACCAGUAAAGAAGAACAAAUGAUUUGCUGUCGAGCGGAACCUCCCUAGGGCCUCGAAGCUUAAGGUUAAAAACUACCGGAACACAGUGGUCUUCUUUUGAAGAGCUAUACCUUUUUUCUUCUUUUUUGUGUAGACUUUGAUUGAUUGUAGCUUUGACAUGGAAUUGGUGCAAGGAUGCAAAUUAUUCAUGUGCUGUUGAGGAGAAUAUAGUUGCUUUUCGCCGCUGCUUUUGCUAGGGCUGCCAUUAAUGUUGGACAUUGUACUCUACCUAUUACAAG